This is a messenger RNA of Serpula lacrymans var. lacrymans S7.9, 165 nucleotides long. RefSeq lists its product as uncharacterized. NCBI's taxonomy places the organism in Eukaryota, Fungi, Basidiomycota, Agaricomycetes, Boletales, Serpulaceae. Bases 1 to 165 code for a protein of 54 amino acids. The record is from RefSeq and is a predicted model, not a curated record. The transcript has 2 exons.
AUGAAGAUCAUUGAGGCAGAGACCUAUAGACAUAAACCCGUAACGUCGACACUCGACGAGGGAAGGGCUGGAAAUGACAUGAACUGGAUCUUUGCGCUGCAUUACAGAUUAAUCCUGAACUUCUCUCACCGUAAUGAUUUCAAUAACAUCCAGCAGGCACCAUAA